This is a messenger RNA of Prosopis cineraria, 511 nucleotides long. RefSeq names its product protein SMALL AUXIN UP-REGULATED RNA 12-like. NCBI's taxonomy places the organism in Eukaryota, Viridiplantae, Streptophyta, Magnoliopsida, Fabales, Fabaceae. The transcript has a single exon. Gene Ontology annotation, biological process: response to auxin. The record is from RefSeq and is a predicted model, not a curated record. The coding region runs from base 40 to 399 and encodes 119 amino acids.
CUCGCUCUUCUGCUUCUGGUUCUGCAUUUAGUUAAGGAUAUGACGAUGAUGAUGAAGUUGAAGGCCAUGAAACUGUUCAGAAAAGAAGUGUGUACAUUGAGAAAACAGGUAAGUGGUAGAGUAGUGAAAUGGGUUAGGUGUUGUUUCUGUGAUUAUUAUUAUGAAGAAGAAAACAUACCAAAGGAUGUUCCAAGAGGUCACGUAGUUGUAUAUGUAGGUGAGGAUUUCAAGAGAUAUGUGAUUAGAGUUUCUGUGUUGAACCAUCCACAGUUCAAGGCAUUGCUUGAUGAUGCAGAAGAUGUUUUUGGAUUCAGCAAUGCCUCUAAACUUCACAUUCCUUGCAAUGAGAGGAUUUUCCUAAGCAUUCUUUAUAAUGCUGCUCUUGUUCAACAUUAUUGAAAAUCUCUUUCCUUGAUUAGUCGUAGUGGCUUGUACCAUGCCAUAUAAUUGUACUGAGAGGAAAAUCUUCAAUAUUGAGCUUCCAUGGAUUGGAAUGAGAGUGAUUUCUAGA